UCGACUCUCUCUUAGUCAUUCGCAGUCUUUCUUCGCCUUCGGAGUGAAAUUUUUGCUCCACGUGUUUUCGGCCGAAUCGAUAAACAACGAUAAAUCGAUAGUGAUGCCGCUCGCCAAGGAUUUCCUGCACCCGCUGCCGGCGGAGGAGAAGAGGAAGCACAAGCUGAAGCGCCUUGUGCCACAUCCGAACUCGUACUUCAUGGACGUGAAGUGCCCCGGUUGCUACAAGAUCACCACCGUUUUCAGCCAUGCCCAGAGCGUAGUGGUCUGUGCCGGCUGUUCGACGAUCCUGUGCCAGCCGACCGGUGGCAAGGCGCGCCUCACCGAGGGCUGCUCCUUCCGCAGAAAACCGUACUAGGCCCGAUCCAAAGGACCGAUAUGCGACGCGUGACAUCGGAGCGAGUGCCGCGGAAGUGCACCGUCAAAGGAGCAGCAGCAGCUAGCAUUCGUGAGGUCGUGUAUCGUGUUUUAAAACUCCGACAUUCGGAAGAUGUAUUCAACCGGAAGCAGAGCAAAUAAAGCCAGGGUCGAUCGUCUGUACGUGUUAAAAGAGUGAA
Molecule: messenger RNA, 557 nt
Organism: Anopheles bellator
Lineage: Eukaryota; Metazoa; Arthropoda; Insecta; Diptera; Culicidae
Gene: RpS27
Product: small ribosomal subunit protein eS27
Exons: 1
Coding region: 104-358 (84 amino acids)
Biological process (GO): translation; ribosomal small subunit assembly
Cellular component (GO): ribosome; cytosolic small ribosomal subunit
Molecular function (GO): structural constituent of ribosome; RNA binding
Source: RefSeq, a predicted model, not a curated record